UGCUUCUCUCCAAAUAUCAACAGUGUACGAGAUCUAGUUAUAAACGCUAUAAUAUUGAAAGCAGGCGGUCGAUGAGGACGUAUUCGUGUUACUGACUGAGAUAUAUCUUGUUUACAUAUUCUGUCUAGUGGUUGGAUAACUAUACACCUCACAUUUUGGAUUUGAAGUCCAACUUUUUCGAUAUUUAACUUUUUUACUAGAAUAUCAAAUUUAAAUUUGUGACUAUGGAUGUCCACGGGCUCCCCGUGAGGCAUUAAAAUAUUGCUCUCAACGGUCUUCACGGGGAUUGAUAUUAUAUUUCCACUGAUCUCAUUUUGGAAUUUUUAUAACUGUUAUAUAAUUUACCAUGGAAAGCACUGUCUUGUCACCAAUAUUGAAGUCAUUUUUAGCUGGAAGUUUUAGUGGAACAUGUUCCACACUUUUAUUUCAACCACUUGAUCUGGUAAAAACAAGAAUCCAGACAUCAGUUACCCAUGGAAAUCAUGUAGGAAUGGUUCAAGUAUUUACUAAUGUGGUUAAAGAUGAGAAAUUAACUGGUCUAUGGCGAGGGGUUCUACCUUCCAUUACAAGAUGUGUACCUGGUGUUGGGAUAUAUUUCUCUACUCUUCAUUACAUGAGGACAAAAGUUGGGAGUGCAGAUCCUCAUCCUUUGGAAUCAUUGGCACUAGGUGGUACAGCUAGAUGUGUUGCUGGAGUUGCAGUUCUACCGUUUACUGUGGUUAAAACUCGCUUUGAAAGUGGUCUGUAUGCAUACAGAAGCAUGUACCAAGCCUUAGUUGGUAUUUAUACUGUUGAAGGAUUGAGAGGUUUAUAUAGUGGUUUAGCACCGACAUUAUUGAGAGAUGCCCCAUUCUCUGGCCUAUACUUGAUGUUUUACACACAAAUAAAGAAAUAUAUACCAGAAGGUCAGAAUAUGACUCCAAUAAUACACUUUCAAUGUGGUUUACUAGCUGGUAUGAUGGCGUCUAUGGUCACACAGCCUGCUGAUGUUAUUAAGACUCAUAUGCAACUUCAGCCCAAUAAAUAUUCCAGCAUUAAAUCUGCUGUUAAAUAUGUCUUUCAGUGUGAAGGCAUUGUUGGAUUUUGGAGGGGUUUGAUACCUAGAACACUUAGACGCACACUUAUAUGUGCUAUGGCUUGGACAGUUUAUGAACAAAUUAUGAAGCCUGCUGGUUUAAGUAAAUAAACAAGAAUAAACUCUGCUUUUGACCAUCUUAUGUUAUUGUUUAAGACAGAGUGUAUUGAACAUUUCCUCCGAUUUCUUGUUUCAACAUGUUGGGUAAUGGGUAAUAAUAAGACCAAUGUUGAACACAUGUUUUGGACAACAGAACUAUAGUAAUUUUCUAGAACAUUUUUCAAAAACAUUAUAAAAUAUGAUUAGGACUGAAUAUUUAAUUUCCUGAGAAUUACAGCAAGACUUUAUCUAGCAAUUCUUCAUUGAAAAGAAAAUAUGUAUUGACCAAAAAUUUGUGUUACAUAUGAUUUCCAUGGGUGUUAAAAAUAUUUGAAAAUAUUUUCAUUUUUGUUCAAAGCUGCCAUAUUUUAUAUUUAUGUUUAAUUUAAUUGUAAAUUAUGUAUAUAUUGUGUAAAUAUUUUUCUGUUAUUGUUACUUCUAUUUACAACACAAACUUUUAUUUUUUUAUGAGAAAUGCAAUGUAUUGUAAAAUGAUGAGUGCAAGAAGUAAUGCUUUUUAAUAUAGGGAAUCUCUGGUCAUAAUGUAGUAUAAUAUAUAUAUCAGUAGAGAGAAAUCCAUUUGUACAUUGUUAAUACAAGGUAGCGUGGAAGAAAAAUUGUGCUCUGUUAUAAUUUGUUGAAUUAUGCAACUUAAUAAUUCCAUUAUAUGGAAAUAAUUGUUUUCAAUGAUAUUUUUCUUUUUAUAAUAAAAGUGUUAAAUAAAUAAUUGAUAUGGGUU
Molecule: messenger RNA, 1913 nt
Organism: Lottia gigantea (owl limpet)
Lineage: Eukaryota; Metazoa; Mollusca; Gastropoda; Lottiidae
Exons: 9
Coding region: 347-1186 (279 amino acids)
Biological process (GO): glycine import into mitochondrion
Cellular component (GO): mitochondrial inner membrane; mitochondrion
Molecular function (GO): glycine transmembrane transporter activity
Source: RefSeq, a predicted model, not a curated record